Molecule: messenger RNA, 1992 nt
Organism: Cuscuta epithymum
Lineage: Eukaryota; Viridiplantae; Streptophyta; Magnoliopsida; Solanales; Convolvulaceae
Source: the annotation of a GenBank genome assembly
AUCCACAUCACAAAAAACAUCUUUGUGCUUGGCGAGUCAUUUGAAAAAAAUGGUAGGGAUGUGGUCUAUGAUUAGGCAGCUCGAUCAAACAAAAACAACAUGGGCCAUAAAGGCCCGGGCUACAAGGGUUUACCGAGAACCCGCACAUGAUGGUUUUCCCCCUUCUAUGGAAGUCAUAUUCCAUGAUGAAGAGGGUUCUAAGAUUCACAGUCACAUCCCUGAUCAAUUCAUUGCAAAAUUUUUUGGGCUGUUCAGGGAAGGCCGUGUGUAUGCUAUAAAAAAUUUUAUGGUGGAAGAAAAUUUCAUGUUUUUCAAAACCACUACAAGCGCUUAUAGGCUACGCUUCUUCAAAAAGAGUGAGGCAUUUGAAAUCAAGGUUCCGUUUCCCUUGAGGACAUUUUCGUUGGUGUCCUUCGCUGCAUUGCAAGCGCAAGACACUAUCGACGACAGGGCAGCGAUUGAUAUCAUUGGACAAGUCGUUCAUGACAAGGAUCCCAAGACAAUUCUAAAAAACGAUCGCCCUAAAAAAUUGGUUGAGCUAAUCCUUGGAGAUACAGAGGGCAAUGUCAUUGGAUGCACUCUUUGGGGUCCUAUGGUUGAUAUGUUGUUGUCGUACAAACUAACUACGGGCGAACCCAUAGUCAUGUUGCUUCAAUGCUGCAGGGCUAAAAAAUACCAAGGGCAAGUGCAUGUAUCCAACAUGUUUAAUACAACCAAGGUUAUUCUUAACGGUGUGGAGGAUGAGUUCAACGACUUUAAAACAAAAAUGGCUUCCAGAUGUGGGGAAGGCUUGAGCUUCACAAUUGCAUCUGAUACCUCAAAUGACGCUGACAUUGGUUCGGGUCAGAUUCAGUUGGUAACUAUUGAGCAACUCACUAAAAUGGAAGAGGAUGGAAAGCACUGGAUAUAUGGAGAGAUUGCUGGCAUUGAUAACCACAAAGAGUGGUCUUAUGUUUCGUGCAUUGGUUGUAACCGUAAAGUGACUCCCAAUGGUGACGGGUUUCAAUGCCUCUCUUGCAAUUCCUCAGACGCUGUUUUGAGGUACAAGGUCAACAUUCGAGUGGUCGAUACAACUUCGCACGCGUCCUUUCUGCUCUGGGACAGAGAGGUGUCGUGCUUGAUUGGGCGAUCUGCUACGUCGUUGAAAGAACAAGUAAAUAAGAGGAAUUUUGGACCCAAUUAUUUCCCUUCCGAGAUCAAUGCCUUGAUGGACAUCAAGGCCCUGUUCCGCGUUCAAUAUAAACGUGACAGCAGAAAUUUCAAGGGUAAUCAGACCUACAGCGUUCUUAGAAUGAAUACUGACCCUAGAGUUAUCUCACUCUAUGUGACGGAGACCACAUCAACAGAGGAGGAGGAUGAUUUUUAUCUGUUGAAGAGGGAGUUUGGUGGUGGAGAAAGGGUUGUGUCUUCAGAGCAGGUAAAUUCGAACAGUCCAUUAUUACUGGACAAGGAGCAGAGAAGUGCCCUGGAAGUUGAUACCGAGAGGAUCAAGAGGAAUCUGUUUGGGGAAUCAUCGUCAACCGAGGCAACUAAAAACGUGCCACCCAAAAAGAUGAAGGGAAUCAAGAUCGAGGGAUCUAAAAAGUAAUGCUAUCCUAAGGAUUAGUAAUAAGUUUGGGGUUUGCGUUGGAUAUUAAUAAGUGUUUUGGGGAAGACCUUAAAUAAAACCUGCAAGGUGGAGAAUGUUAUCAAGAAAAGAUAUGAUGCGAUACAUGUGGUCAACGUCUCCAAUGUUACCCUUUUUUUGUAUUUUGUUAGCUAUUAACACACUACCUAAAGUGUGAUAUUUAUAACGCAGAUACCCCCUCCUAUCCUACUGAAUGAUGCAUAUCUAAGUUGAAAUAUGUGUGUUCCAUAUUAAUGUAUGAACGCCAUCUAAUGUAAAAUAUAUAAUAAAUGUAUGAACUCUAUGUUGGGUCUAUGUAUUUUACUCCAAUAUUAAUGUAUGGUUGCGAUGUAAUGUAAAAUAUUUAUGGGUAAUUUUGUGUGCUG